Molecule: messenger RNA, 1974 nt
Organism: Zingiber officinale
Lineage: Eukaryota; Viridiplantae; Streptophyta; Magnoliopsida; Zingiberales; Zingiberaceae
Exons: 2
Coding region: 1-1974 (657 amino acids)
Source: RefSeq, a predicted model, not a curated record
AUGGGUUCAAAUCCUUGGAGGGCUGAAAAAUAUUUUGUACUGAGCAGGGAGUAUUUGGCCACUGCCAAUUUUGCAGGAAAUGUUACAUGUGAAGGACAGAUUUUGAAGUUCCUACAACAACAUGGAAAGGCCUCUGAUGUUCCACAAGUUUAUCCUCCAAAUGCAGCUUUCAAAAUUGUUUACUCUCCUUUGACAAAAGACAAUGCAUUCUUGUUACUUGAAUGGAUUAGAAAUAUAAGAUCUCGUGGAACUAAUUGUAAGCUGCAGAACUUUUUUAGCAGCAUAAAAACUGGAAGCUGGUUGAAGACAUCAAUUGGUUACAAGCCACCUUCUGAGUCAUUCUUGCCGAGCUCAGGUUGGGGAAGACUACUUCAGGUAGCAUCAACACUUGUUGAUAUACCAUUAAUCCUGAAAGAUUUUUAUGGUGAAAAGAUAACAGAGUUCACUGAAGAACUUAAAGAAAUUGGAGUCAGAUUUGAUUUUAUGGAUGCAUCAGAAUAUAUUGGUAGCCAUAUCCGGACUGCAACAGCUGAUUCCACCUUAACCCGAGCAAAAGUCUUUUCGUUGCUCAAUUUGGUCAGAUAUUUGGGAGAGAUAAGCUUGUCCCCUGACUAUCUAAUUCAGAGCACCAAAACUGCAAGAUGGCUAAAAACAUCUGUUGGUUUCAGAUUAGCAUCAGAAUCCAUAUUGUUGCUUGAUUCAGAAUGGACACUUGCAUCGCAUGUCUGUAAUCUCCCCUUCAUUGACACUUCUUUCUAUGGUGAGCAGAUUUCUGAUUACAAGAUCGAGCUGCAAUUAUUUGGUGUUUUAGUUGGAUUCAACAAAAAUUAUCAGAUUGUGGUUGAUAAUUUCGAAAUGCCUUCAAGCUCUGUAUCUGCUGAUGCUGCCAUUUUUAUACUUGAUUGCAUACGAAAUGCUUACAUUCCUGAUGAUUUAUUCGAAAAGUUAUCACAGACUAAAUGGUUGAAGACCCAGCUUGGCUAUGAAAAUCCAGGGGAAUCUUUUCUGGCUGUCUUAGAAUGGGAAUGCCUUCUUCAGGUUGUCAGCGGCAUUCCGGUAAUAGAUGAUGCAAUGUAUGGUGGUAGAAUCAGGUCAUAUCAGGAUGAGCUAAAGAAAGUUGGAGUAGCAGUAACCAUAAAUGACUUCUCAAAAGCUAUUGCUUUUCGAUUGAAUCGUCUUUUAGAGGGAAGAUUUAUCACAAACAAAAAUGUUCUUGCAUUGCUAUCAUGUUAUAGGCAAUUUGUUAAAAAGGAAAUUACAUUGACGCAUGAUCUUUUCCUUUUCUCCGUUGAGAAGGAAUGGUUGCAUACUAAUCUUGGAUUCAGAUCUCCAAAAGCUUCAAUCCUAUUCAGUCCAGAGUGGCAACUUAUCUCAGCUAUAUCAAAUCUUCCACUUAUUGAUGGUAAUUCUGAAUUCUAUGGUUACUCCAAUGAGAUCUAUGAUUUCAAAAAUGAGCUCCAGGCCUUUGGUGUUAUAGUUGAAUUCAAAGAGGGAGCUAAAUUUGUCAUUGAUGGUAUUGACCUUCCCAGAGAUCCUUCUAUCAUUAAUCCCGUUAGCAUUAUAUCCUUGCUACAGUGCAUUCGCAAUCUGAAGGAAAAUGCAGAAUCUCUUCCUAUGGAGUUCAAGCAAAAGAUGAAAAGUAGAUGGAUAAAAACAGUUCUUGGAUACAAAUCUCCAGAAGAGAGCAUUCUCUUUGAUCCCAAGUGGAGUUUGCAAAGGAAAGACGGUCCCUUUAUUGAUGACAUCUUUUAUGGAUCUGAGCUCGCAUCUUAUAAAAAUGAGCUUAAAGAAAUUGGUGUAUCUGUCGAUGCCACUCAGGCAUGCCUUUUACUAGCCCUUCAUAUUAAGUGCCACUCUGAUAUUACUACAAUCUCGAGAGUGUACCUGUUCUUGAAUACACAUAAAUGGGAGGCUAAUGAUAAAGAUGCAAAGUGGAUUUGGAUCCCAAGUGGUGGUGGAGAAUGGAGUUUUUGA